This is a messenger RNA of Drosophila ananassae, 421 nucleotides long. RefSeq lists its product as uncharacterized. The coding region runs from base 45 to 377 and encodes 110 amino acids. NCBI's taxonomy places the organism in Eukaryota, Metazoa, Arthropoda, Insecta, Diptera, Drosophilidae. The record is from RefSeq and is a predicted model, not a curated record. The transcript has 2 exons.
UGUUGCUCUGAAUCACUAGCCAUUUGACUUUGAACUUUCACGAAAUGCAGUGGCCCUUGGCGACCUUCCUGUUGGCCCUCUGCCUGGGCCGGCUCUCGGCCAGACCUCAGGAUAUCGGCACUGGCAUGAUGCUGGCCGUCGGACAGCUCCAACAACUGGCCGAAACUGGUGGCGGUCUGAGGAACGAGAACAGCGUCGAGGUCCUGGGCCAGAAGAUGAACGGAGGCCUCAAUCUGGGCUUCGGCGAGGCCAUGCAGGGCGCCAUGCAGGGCGCCAUGACGGGCAUACAGGGUAUGUCCCAGGGUAUGCCCGGCAUGCCCUCCAUUCCCGGCAUGGGACGCCGACGUCGUUCCAAGGAGCUCUUCCAGAUGAACUAACAGCUUUCCAGGUCUUCGAUUUCAAUAAAAAGCGUUAAGAAAUA